GGUCUUUUACCGGUUCCCACUUUAGUUCCUGUCCUCAUAGAGCCGACAUCUCCUGCAGCGGACUUCAUUGUGAGGAGGAACCGCAUACUUUUUUUUUAUCCCAGCAUUCUGGUCUAAUGGACACACUCUUUGUAAAUGCUUUUUAAGAAUAAUCACUCUAGGAAGACGCACACUGGCCCAGGCCUUGAGUGUUAUUUGAAGGGAUUUAACUUCACUGGCGAGCCACCUUGGCUUCUCUGCACCUGAGCAACCCCAACACUAAAUUUCAUCUCUUUCAUAUCCAAUUUACUAGUGACUCACCAAAAGGAGUUGUUGUGACCAUGAACACUGCCACUCCCAACAACUUUGACUUCUCUUUCCUGGAGGAGGGUUUCUCUGCCCGGGAUAUUGUUGAUCAGAAGAUCAAUGAGUCUUCCAUGACGGAUGAUAGGGAUGCCUUUUACAUCUGUGACUUGGGAGAUGUACUGAAGAAACAUCUGCGCUGGGCAAGGGCCCUGCCUCGCGUCACUCCUUUCUAUGCUGUCAAAUGCAACGACAGCCAGGCUGUAGUUAUGACACUGGCAUCCCUGGGAGCUGGCUUUGACUGUGCAAGCAAGACGGAGAUUCAGAUGGUUCAGUCUCUGGGAGUGGAUCCAAGCAGAAUCAUCUAUGCCAACCCCUGCAAGCAAGUUUCUCAGAUAAAGUAUGCGUCUGCCCAUGGGGUUCAGAUGAUGACCUUUGAUAGCGAAGUGGAACUCAUGAAAGUGGCCCGCUGUCAUGAUAGUGCCAAGCUGGUGCUGCGUAUUGCCACAGAUGACUCAAAGGCAGUGUGUCGCCUGAGCGUGAAGUUUGGGGCCACGCUCAAAGCUUGUCGAGGUCUUCUGGAGCGGGCUAAAGAGCUGGGGCUGGACGUAAUCGGCGUCAGCUUCCAUGUUGGCAGUGGCUGCACUGAUCCCGAGACCUACUCCCAGGCAAUCGCUGAUGCCCGCUGUGUCUUCGAUAUCGGGAAUGAGCUGGGCUUCAACAUGGACCUGCUGGACAUUGGAGGUGGUUUCCCUGGUUCAGAGAAUACUGAACUCAAAUUUGAAGAGAUCACAGCGGUAAUCAGCCCAGCCCUGGACAAGUAUUUCCCUGCUGAAACUGGUAUCAAGGUCAUUGCUGAGCCAGGGCGCUUUUAUGUGGCCUCUGCUUACACACUGGUUGUCAACAUAAUUGCCAAGAAGGUCAUCAUGGACGAGGAGUCGGCCUCCGAUGAGGAAGACGAAGGGACCAGUGAUAGGACUCUGAUGUACUAUGUCAACGAUGGAGUGUAUGGAUCCUUCAACUGUAUACUUUAUGACCAUGCUCAUUGUUUGCCAACACUACACAAGAAGCCAAAGCCAGAUGAGGUCAUGUACCCCUGCAGUAUCUGGGGCCCAACAUGCGAUGGCCUUGAUCGCAUUGUUGAGCAGUGUUACCUGCCUGACCUGCAAGUGGGCGACUGGCUGGUUUUUGAUAACAUGGGUGCCUACACGGUGGCUGCCUCCUCCACCUUCAACGGCUUCCAAAGACCUGACAUUUACUACGUCAUGUCCCGCACUGCCUGGCAACACGUGCAACAGAUCUGUUCCCAGGGCAUGCCAGCUCCUGCGGAGGAGUCUUGUCUUGAAGUGCCAGCCUGCUGUGGUCGAGAGAGCAGCUUGGAGAUGCCCAGCUUGGAGAUGCCCGCUAAGCCCUGCCAGGCCCAUGUGGUUUAAACGUGUUCUGUAUAUCGCAGCAAUGUUCUCCAGAUCUAGCAUCCUUAUUAAUUAUUGGAGAAGGGAGCUUUUUUUUUUUUUUUCUCCCCAAAUGUAGAUUUUUAAGGCCAGUUACUUGACCGGAGGAGAAUGAGAGCGUCAUGUUGUUGCACAUUUUGUGUUCGGUACAGAAGUGGGGAUCAACCCUAAAUGAAAUGAGGCUGAAUCACACUCUGGUGCCUCUGUGUGUUCCAGGCAGAGUGUUACAGGGCAACUUGUUGCUGCAGUCUUCUGCCCUAAUUUGUGGUUAAUGACUGGAAGAACUGGAACACUGCAGUUCAUGAAGAAACCAUUUUCUGAACUGAUAGUGUAGGGAGACAAACUUUUUUUGCUUUGUGAAAAAAUGAAUGGAAGAACAACUUUACAGUGUUUCCCUUCAGUAAAGCGAGAGGCCCAGUUAACCUCUAAAGGCUCGUCCCUAGCUAGUAACUCGCAAAGAGGCGGUUGGAGGGUUGAUUUGAUUCCUCAAAUGGCUGCUAUGUUUUCUCCACUUCUGUACAGAACCACUCAAAAGUGUUAAUCCUCAAGAUGUUAACAUGUAUAAAACCUUUUUAUUAGCCAUGCUUUCCCAUGCAAAGUGUAUAGGUACACACAAACUUAAAGUAAAUGUGCGUGUAACAUUCUGCUAGUCAAAACACCAUAUAGUGUGCUGAUCUGGCUGCAGCACUUGAAAUUGUUUUUUUUCGGACAGCACUAUAGAAACCUACUGAAUACACAUUUUUAGCUACCCAUGUCAAGCCUGUGAUCCACCAGCUUUACCCAGGUCACCCGGCACUGCAGCUGCCACCAAAAACAAAUAUCUUCAGGAUUAACUCUUAAAACACAGGGACUCAAGAAGCAGACUGCCCCUCUCCUCUUCUCCUCCUCCCUUAUUUUGUAACCUGUAGAAGGCAAGUCUGUUCAUGAUAUGAAUAAGCAGCAGUGUUAAAACUAUACAUUUAAAAUGGAUACGAAAGAGAUGGGAUUGCAAAAUCAUAAUGCUUUCCUAUGGAAACUUUCAAGUUUUGUAUUUUUUUAAUAAAUAAAACAUCAGGUGCAGAGCCAAA
Molecule: messenger RNA, 2800 nt
Organism: Perca fluviatilis (European perch)
Lineage: Eukaryota; Metazoa; Chordata; Actinopteri; Perciformes; Percidae
Gene: odc1
Product: ornithine decarboxylase 1
Exons: 11
Coding region: 321-1715 (464 amino acids)
Cellular component (GO): cytoplasm
Molecular function (GO): ornithine decarboxylase activity
Source: RefSeq, a predicted model, not a curated record